AUGUCCUGGCAAGCAUACGUCGACACCAAUCUCGUGGGCACUACAAAAAUUGCCCAAGCUGCUAUUCUCGGUGCCCAGGGAGGAGUAUGGGCUACCUCAGAAGGCUUUGAAAUCAGCCCAGAUGAACAGGCGCGAAUUCUGCAAGCUCAUUCACAACCCUCAGCUAUACAGGCAUCGGGCUUGGUAAUCGCAGGCGUGAAGUACUUCUGUCUGCAGGCUAACGAGAGGAGUAUAUAUCUAAAGAAAGGUGUUGACGGCGCUAUCGUGGUCAAAACUACUCAGGCCAUAUUAUGCUGUAUCUACAAAGCACCUGCGCAAGCACCUGAGGCAACAACAAUUGUCGAAGGCUUGGCCGAUUACCUGAUAGGUGUUGGAUAUUAG
Molecule: messenger RNA, 381 nt
Organism: Lentinula edodes (shiitake mushroom)
Lineage: Eukaryota; Fungi; Basidiomycota; Agaricomycetes; Agaricales; Omphalotaceae
Product: profilin
Exons: 4
Coding region: 1-381 (126 amino acids)
Cellular component (GO): cell cortex
Molecular function (GO): actin monomer binding
Source: RefSeq, a predicted model, not a curated record